AUGGCUACGUUGAGGAAACCUAACGGCGAGGGAGACGACUGGUCUGGUAACCGGAAGAAAAAAAACCCCAGUGUCGACGCCGACGAUUAUUUUGAAGCUGUGGAUAACGACGAAGGCAACAUAAAGGUGAUGACCACCACUGGUAAGAUCAUCUCUCUUAAGGUCAAAGGCUCAGACAGCAUUGCCCACAUUAAACACGAGAUAGAGGCCGAGGAGGGUAUUCCGUGCCGCCAGCAGGAACUGAUCUUCGACGGAAUGAUUCUUCAGGACACCGAUAUCAUUGGGAACUUGGGCAUCAAGAUGGAGUCCACUACCCUCAAACUUAUGCGUAACUCAAGGGGAUCCAUGAAUAUAUUCGUCAAGACCACCGGCUCCUGUCCUAGGACUUUGUCUAUUGAAGUCAAACCCUCAGACACUAUCGCCAAAGUGAAGGCCAAGAUGGUUGAUGAUAGUGUUGGGGAAGUGCUCAUCUUUAAUGACAUUGUCCUCGACGAUAAUGACACGCUUGCUGAGUUUAACGUUAUUAACGGAUCCACCCUCACAAGCAUUGACAAAUCUGUGGACUUGUGCUAUAUGGAAAUAUUUGUGAAUAUUUACACUGGAAAGACCAUCAGUUUGUGCUGA
This is a messenger RNA of Helianthus annuus (common sunflower), 624 nucleotides long. RefSeq names its product polyubiquitin-D-like. The coding region runs from base 1 to 624 and encodes 207 amino acids. Gene Ontology annotation, biological process: protein ubiquitination; modification-dependent protein catabolic process. Gene Ontology annotation, cellular component: cytoplasm; nucleus. The transcript is spliced from 3 exons. Lineage: Eukaryota; Viridiplantae; Streptophyta; Magnoliopsida; Asterales; Asteraceae. The record is from RefSeq and is a predicted model, not a curated record. Gene Ontology annotation, molecular function: protein tag activity; ubiquitin protein ligase binding.